Messenger RNA from Danio aesculapii, 1406 nucleotides. RefSeq names its product G-protein coupled receptor 35 b (gene gpr35b). Gene Ontology annotation, cellular component: membrane. The coding region runs from base 54 to 938 and encodes 294 amino acids. Gene Ontology annotation, biological process: positive regulation of Rho protein signal transduction; phospholipase C-activating G protein-coupled receptor signaling pathway. The record is from RefSeq and is a predicted model, not a curated record. Gene Ontology annotation, molecular function: G protein-coupled receptor activity. NCBI's taxonomy places the organism in Eukaryota, Metazoa, Chordata, Actinopteri, Cypriniformes, Danionidae. The transcript is spliced from 2 exons.
UUAAGGACAGCAGUGCUGACAGGCUCUUCUGAGAGGGGAACAAGCUAGAAAUCAUGGUUGACUUUAACUGCAGUGCAGUGAGGAGUCAGACAGACGCAGCCAUUAGCCUGUUUGAGCGUGUGGCCUACCCGCCUGUCUUCAUAGUUGGCCUUUCCUUCAACAUCACAGCUUUAUACCUCUUCUGCCGCAUUAAAAGAUGGACCGACACUCACAUCUACAUGCUAAAUCUACUGGUGGCUGAUCUCCUAGCAAUCAUUUUCCUGCCCUUCAGGAUCCUGGAAGCCUUUUGUCAAAUAAAGCCGACCAUAUUGUGCACGUUCCUGCUGUGCACCCAAUACUCCAACAUGUACUGCAGUAUGUUCACCAUCACAGCCAUUAGCGUUCACCGCUUUAUAUCCGUCAGGUUUCCAUUUCUGACCAAAUCGUUGGUGUCAAAAAGUAAAGCGAUCGCCAUCACAAAGUGCAUCAUCAUCUGGAUUAUCAUCGCGGUGAUCUGCGCUUGCAACUAUCGUGAUCUUAUGCCAGACAAUUUAGACGGCUGUUAUGACCUCAAUCUGGAAAAAAAGCUUCGAAAGACGUUUAUCGAGCUUUUGGAGAUUUUAGGAUAUCUUAUACCAGUGGUGAUCAUCAUAUUUUGCUCCACACAAACCGUCUACAUCCUGAUCAGAUCGCUUCAGCACGUCGAGGGAAGAGAUCGAAGAGAAAGGAAAAAAAUUGCAGCUGUUAUUGUCGCCAACAUGUUCACAUUCAUAGUCUGCUUCACACCUGUUCACAUCGGACUUUUGCUGCAAUAUUUAUCAGAUGUGACUGGCAAAAAUUUUAUACACGUGCUUCUUGAUGUCGCCGAGUGGAUCGCCACUACAAACUGCUGUCUGGAUGCUAUUGGAUAUUACUUUCUGCUGAAACGAUUUCAUAAAGGAGAAAAUAGUUCUAACUGAUUGUUAAAGAGCCCCUAUUUUGCAUUAUAAAAGGUCACAUUUUGGUUUUGGGGGUCUCCAACAACAGGCUGAAAUGCAUGCAAGGUCAAAAAACACUUUCAUUGUCUUAUAAUAUGCAUUUAUAUUAACCUAAUUAUCCCAACGUCUCCCAUAUGAUUUGUUCAGAGAUUCAUUUGCUCCCAAACCCCUCCUUUGCGUGAAGCUAAUCUGAGAUAACCCAGGCUGUUGUGAUUGGUGAGUUCAGCGUGGGACAAAGAGAAAUGCCCACAAUGGCUAUGAAGUAGCAGAAAGUAUGUGAGAGCACAAUGCAGGAAAGCAACAAAGCAAUGCAGUUAAACACAAGCAUAUAACUCAACUCUUAACCCUAACCCCAUGUAAUAACAACGACUCACAUUGAGUAUUAAUCUACACAGUGGCAAAAGCUAAACUUUUUUGAAAAUUGACCGCGACGCAUGUGUAGGAACCAAC